GUUUGGGGCUCUGAGCUCAUCGUCAUCAUCUGGCGACGCUCGAGCUUCGUUCUCCCACGAAACACGCUGUACAGCUGAUGGCGGCUUCGUAAGCCAACGACUAGUCGAAGCUUCGUUGUUCCGUCCUCCCAGACCGCUGUCGGAGAUGACGGGAGGCACGGGCCAAAAAUUCGAAGCGGCUGCGACCGUGAUCGCGGGCGUCGCGUCGCUCGCCGCGACCUUGCUAUCCAUCGUGUCGAUAUGGCUGCAGACCAAGAAUUAUCGGAAGCCGCUGCUCCAACGAUAUGUCGUCCGCAUCCUUCUUAUGGUUCCCAUAUACUCGAUUGCCUCCUGGACCAGUAUGGUCUCCCGCACAGCCGCCGACUUUCUCGACCCAAUUCGUGAUAUCUACGAGGCAUUUACGAUCUACACCUUCUUCCAGCUGUUGAUCAACUACCUCAGCGGCGAGCGGGCGCUCAUCAUCAUGACACACGGCCGUGCGCCUGUCCACCAUCUCUGGCCGCUCAACCACGUGCUCCCCACGGUCGAUAUAUCGGACCCCCACACCUUUCUCGCGAUAAAAAGGGGUAUCCUGCAGUACGCGUGGCUCAAGCCGAUCCUAGCCCUGGCGGCAAUCAUCAUGAAGGCGACCGGCACAUACCAGGAGGGAUACAUUGGGCUGCAGUCGGGCUACUUCUGGAGCGGCAUCAUCUACAAUGUCAGCGUCACCGUCAGUCUCUACUCGCUCGGGCUGUUCUGGGUCUGCAUGCACAACGAUCUAAAACCUUUCCGGCCGGUUCCCAAGUUCUUGUGCAUCAAGCUCAUCAUCUUCGCCUCGUAUUGGCAGGGCUUCUUCCUGUCCAUCCUUGUCUGGCUCGGCGCCAUCCCGGAUCAAGUCCAGGGCUACACCCCCGACAACCUCGCCGCGGCCAUUCAGGACUUUUUAAUCUGCAUCGAGAUGCCGGCAUUUGCCAUAGCGCACUGGUAUGCCUUCUCGUGGCAUGAUUUUGCCGACAACAGGAUCGCUUCCGCAAGGAUGCCCGUGUGGUAUGCUGCCAGAGACGCAUUCGGCAUCCGCGACCUGAUACAGGAUUCCAAGGAGACCUUCAAAGGCGACAAGUAUGGGUACCGCAUUUUUGACUCGGGUGACAAGAUUAUGGCUCACGAAGCCUCUCGGUCACGGCUGGCUCGGAUCAAAGAAGGCAUGAGAUACGAACGAGGAGGCAAGGCGAAAUAUUGGCUUCCCAGACCUGAUGAGAUCAACCAAACGACGCCUCUCUUGGGUGCCAAUGGCGGGCCAAGCAGGCGGACCGGCUCCCUCUCCCCUCACACCAAUGCCCUCGAAGAACCUGUGCUCGACGCUGACGAAGAGCUGCUGUACGAGAGCGCGAGGAAACUGGAAUAUGGGGAUUGGAAUUACCCCGUCAUCACAGCAAGCGAGCCGGCGAGUGUGCGGUACAUGUCGCCGCAUCCUAGCUUGUACCAGCACACGCCCACUGGCAGCUUCUAUCAACGCACCUCGUCCAGUUCAGCCCCAACGCUUAACCCGGAUGCUCCUCCCGAAAGGCGACGAAAGCCGGCACCGGAAGGUCCCCGGGCAGGGCUCAGCGACAGAAAGGGCAAACAGAGAGCGCUUGCCGAUGCCCAGAGCCCCAGCACGGCUCAUGAGACGGGCAAAGACCCCCUUGAAAUCGCCUAUGGCCCCACGAUUGGCACACACCCCAGUAUUACGAAGGACGACUUUAGGAUCAGCGCGGACAGCGGGGGGCAUAACCCGCACCAGGAGACCGGUCGAGAAGGUGGGCAACAUCAAGCGGAGCAGGGUGAUAGCGGUCCAGGACGUCCGGGAUCCCGAUUGGAGGAGGGAGCAGAAGAGAACGACAGGACGGAUCGCGUUUCUGGUCCGUAUUACGGUGUUGAUGGCGAGGACGAAUUUCGAAACGUCUGGGGGAGGUAACCUUGGCGAUGGAGCUAGUUCCACUUUUCCGAGUGUCAGUGUCGGCGUUGUUGCGAUCACCGCAUGUUGAUACCCGCCUCAAGUUCAAGGAGGCCACCGUUCAUGUGUAAAUAUAUGGAUUAAGGACCGCGCUGGGUUUAACAGAGGGAUAUGCAGGUAGGUGCCUGUCGUUGAAGGCAAGAAUCAGCUUUGUACAUACUACUACCUACCCUUGGUCAUCAUAGCUCGCAGCUGGUA
Messenger RNA from Thermothielavioides terrestris NRRL 8126, 2173 nucleotides. RefSeq lists its product as uncharacterized. Gene Ontology annotation, molecular function: transporter activity. The record is from RefSeq and is a predicted model, not a curated record. Lineage: Eukaryota; Fungi; Ascomycota; Sordariomycetes; Sordariales; Chaetomiaceae. Gene Ontology annotation, biological process: transport. The transcript has 6 exons. The coding region runs from base 146 to 1936 and encodes 596 amino acids.